Aaosphaeria arxii CBS 175.79 is the source of this 1655-nucleotide messenger RNA. Its product is annotated as Mob1/phocein. Gene Ontology annotation, molecular function: protein kinase activator activity. The transcript is spliced from 4 exons. The record is from RefSeq and is a predicted model, not a curated record. Gene Ontology annotation, biological process: positive regulation of protein phosphorylation; cell division; signal transduction. Bases 335 to 1366 code for a protein of 343 amino acids. Gene Ontology annotation, cellular component: cytoplasm; nucleus. Lineage: Eukaryota; Fungi; Ascomycota; Dothideomycetes; Pleosporales.
CGUUAAAGUUAUCAGAUACUGUCUGCCUGUUAACUAUUAACUAGUCCGGUGGUGGUCUAUUCUCUCUACUUUCUCACCCUCUCAACCUCCCUCCAUCCGAACACACGCCUCUUCUUUCCCCCCUACCUUACCCCCCCUCCAACCCAUCACCAUCAACAUCAACAAUUUCCCACCGUCCUCUUCGACUCCGUGCAACUCUCCGAUCUGGUCUGGCCGGGUACAGCAUAGCAUACCUGCAUAACUGCCGCACUGCAGGUCACCACCACCUCCACCACAUCAACCACAUCAUCCUCCACAUCCAUCCACAACCACCACAGUCACAACACCCACCACCAUGGCGUCCUUCUUCUCCAGUGUUCGCCAAGGAUUUGGCGGUAAGAAUAAAGGCACGCAACCAGGCAAAGGCAACGGUCAAGGAACUCCUUCUCCCACCACGCCUUCUUAUUCUCCAUCUGGUGGGCAGAUUCCAGCUGUUCCUCCUAUGCCACAUUCUCCUGCUUUGUCCUCCAACAUGUCGUUCGAAGGCCAGGCUGCACAAGAACCACCCACUUCCUCUUCUUCCUCGCGCAGGCCGCCUUUCUUCUUCCGUGAAGAAUACUCCAACUUGAUCGUUAAGGGUAAUUUCAUGACUCUUGCUGCGAAGCCUAAGCUUGUCGAGGAAGGCGAAUGGCUCGCACAUCAAGUCGUCGAACAGUACCGAUUGCUGGAGCAAAUGAUCGACAUCGUCAAAGUCAUCGACGAUAAAACCGGCAGGCCAAUCUGCAACCCUGAAGUCUGUCCGACCAUGUCGGCCAGUGGUCACACCUAUACCUGGUUGGACAACAACAAGAAGCCUAUCAAGAUUCCAGCCAUCCAGUACGUCAACCUGGUGCAGAAGUGGAUCGUGGGCAAGAUCAACGACCCCUCCAUUUUCCCAACAGACACAUCUUCAGCUGCAGCGUACCCUUCAGGUUCCUUGACUCCUGCGGGCACACCCCAACCUCUCGGACCCACCAACCUCAAUGCACCUCUUAACCAACUCUCUGGUCGCGAGUGGCUGGGUAAGAGUUCUGGAUUCCCAGAGACCUUUGAGUCAGAUAUCAAGAGCAUCUACCGCCAAAUGAUGCGGUGCUAUGCUCAUCUCUACCACGGCCACUGGCUCGAUCUCUUCUGGAACGUGGGAGCCUACAAGGAGCUCAACACUUGUUUCGUGCAUUUCAUCAACGUCGGCAAGCUGUUCGGGCUCUUGGGCGACAAGGAGAUCGAACCCAUGCAGCCACUCGUUGACAUCUGGCUGGCAAAGGGUCUGCUCCCGCCACCCGCUCAGCAACAACAGAAAGAGAACGUUCCUACUGGAAGCGCACAGCAGGCUGUCCAUGCUUCCUGAGGGUAGCACAUGUAUAUGAUUGAUGUGUUCCUGAACUUGCACUGGAAGUAAAGGGUUGUACCGGAUCUCAGGGUUCAUGCGUAUUGAACGACAUGGUGGAAUAGAGGGGGAGAGAACAGUGUGGCGUGGCAGUAUCAAUGCCCGACACACUCACUUGCAUAUCGGUGGUGGGGGAAAGGGUCUCGAUGACGGCGUCACGGAUUGUUGACAUCGAAAGUAAAUACAACAAAUGCAUAUCUAGCCCAGAAUUUGACUCGCGUUGAAGACAAACGAAAGUCUUCCUUUACAA